AUGGAAAACGGCAACGACAAGGGCAGCGGUGCAGGACCAGUUCCUCAUGGAGCCGAUCCUGUAGUGGGUCCGCGAAUAGAAGUUGCCCAGGUAAACCUGCACCACGCGGCGUCAGCCUCGGCGGUUAUCGCGAGCAGGUUUCCGAUCGAUGGGCUGGGCAUACUACUGAUCCAGGAGCCAUGGGUCAGAAAAGGAGAGGUCAGGGGCCUCAAAAUGAAGUCAAACAAGGUAAUUUGGGACCUCUCAAGUGAGAGACCCAGAACCUGCAUAGUACUUAGGAACGAUAUUGAUUAUUUCUGUAUUUCAGAGUUCCUUACACAGGACCUGGUCGCUGUACAAGCCACGAACGACGAAGGAGCGGACUUCGUCGUGGCAGCGGCCUAUUUUCCGGGGGAGACUCCGAUAGCACCCCCAGAGGCAAUCGGCAACCUGGUAGAGCACUGCAGGCGGAAUAAACUGCCCCUCAUCAUGGGCUGCGAUGCGAAUGCUCACCACAUCGAAUGGGGCAGCACGGACUCGCAGAAGAAAGAGCUACGCUCUUCUACUAACGCAUUUCCCGGAGACGAUUCAUGA
This is a messenger RNA of Bactrocera oleae (olive fruit fly), 573 nucleotides long. The record is from RefSeq and is a predicted model, not a curated record. NCBI's taxonomy places the organism in Eukaryota, Metazoa, Arthropoda, Insecta, Diptera, Tephritidae.